AAAAGGAAAACGAAGUGUCCCAGACUCGUAUUUGUAACACACUAAAACAGCAUCUGGCAACAAAAACCCUAAUUUAAUCCUCAUCGAUUCACGAUGGGCCACAACCCCUAAUCCCUUGACCGUUUCGGCUCUUUCUCUGAUACAUGUAUGGAAUCAGAGAAACACCGCACUUACCCGAAAAACCCUAGAAAUUUCUCAAUUCCCUCACCUCAACCAAUAGCCACAGUAGCAAUAACAGCAUGGCCAUAUCCAAUGAACUAGCGCAAAAGCAACUGCCCUCCAUAUCGGAACGGUUUAAGGCUUUAUUAAAGCAACGGGAAGAUGAACUCAAGGUUUCCGGCGGUGUUGCAGAUGACGAUGUGGGGGAAACGCUAACUACGGAGGAUAUUGUUCAGCUUUACGAGAUUGUGUUAUCGGAACUAACUUUUAAUUCGAAGCCGGUAAUUACUGAUCUUACGAUCAUUGCCGGUGAACAGCGAGAGCACGGGGAAGGCAUUGCCGAUGCUAUUUGCGCAAGGAUAAUUGAGGUUCCAGUAGAGCAGAAACUUCCUUCUUUAUAUCUAUUAGAUAGCAUUGUGAAAAACAUUGGCCGAGACUACGUUAGGCAUUUCUCUUCCCGUUUGCCAGAGGUAUUUUGUGAGGCGUACAGGCAAGUUAAUCCUAACUUGCAUCCUGCAAUGCGCCAUUUAUUUGGCACGUGGUCUACAGUGUUUCCGCCUUCUGUCCUUCAUAAAGUCGAGAUGGAGUUGCAAUUUUCUCAAUCGGCAAACCAGCAAUCAUCUGUUGUAACUUCCUUGCAGUCUUCCAAAUCUCCUCGUCCAACACAUGGCAUACAUGUUAAUCCUAAGUACCUGCGCCAGUUUGAACAACAGUCAGGUGCAGAUAGUAAUACUCGGCAUGUAAGAGGCAUGUCUGCUGGUCAAAAAUUGUAUGGUAAAAAACAUACCAUUGGAUACGAUGAAUUUGAUUCUGAUCAUACUGAGGUUCCAUCUUCACAUGUUGGUGCGCAAAGAUUGAGUUCGACUGGAAAUGUUGGGCGUACUUCUGUUACAUUUGGGGCAAACAAACCACAACAUUUUUCAGUUUCCAGAGUUUCAGGACCCUUGUCACAAUCAACGAUUGGAUCUGAUAGACUUUUAUCAUCAGAAGUUGAUGAUCUGCCAUCAGAUGAUUCUCCCAAAAGGUUCUCUGAGAUAGCCUCUCCAUCUCGACCUGGCUUUGAUUUUGAAUGUGGAAGGGGAAACAUCAGAGAUGAGGAAACAAGGGAAUGGCAGAAGAAGAAUUUUCAUGGCGAUUACCAUAAUUCUUCUGAAAGUUCUUUGAAUGCAUACAAGCUUAGUAAUGGAAAUGAGCGUCAAACACUCAGGGCUUUAAUAGAUGCAUAUGGUAAUGAUAGAGGACAAGGAAUGUCUAACAGCAAACCUCUACAGGUUGAACGGCUGGAUGUAAAUGGAUUGGGCAAUAAGGUGGCUCCAAGAUCAUGGCAGAAUACUGAAGAGGAAGAGUUUGAUUGGGAAGAUAUGAGCCCAACGUUAGCAGAUCGAAGGAACAAUGAAUUUUCAGUGUCAUCUGUUCCAACUUUUGGAAGUAUUGGAGCAAGACCUGCCGGGUUAGAAUCUAAUAGGAGCAGUCACACCCUUGUUGAUGAUUCUUCAGCAAUUCCUGAAGAUGCAGUUCCUUCCCUGAGUUCAGGUCGUGGAUUAAAUCAGACUCAACGUUCGCGUUAUCCUCAGGAUGCUUGGAGUUCCUCAUACCCUUUUCCCCAGUCAUCGCACCUUCAUGCCAAAGGAAGAGGAAGGGAUAGUGGUAUAUCCUCCUUAGGUGGUGACAAAAUCGUCUCUCCUAUUGAGAAAUUACCCGAGGGUGGUUCACAAUUUGUAAAGCCUCCAGCUUUUGUGCCAAGAUCUGCUUCUUCUAGCCUUGGCACUGUUACUGUUGGAUCCCAGCCAGCCAUUUUACCAACGACAACUGGGGUAUGGCCUCCGGUAAAUGCUCAUAAAUCUCAACCACCAACUGUGCACUCUAACUAUUCACUGCAGCAGCAUGGUAGGAAUCACUUUAAUUCACUGAAUCUUGUCAUGAAUCCGGGCCAAAACAAAUAUCAAUAUAUGCCUGAACAGUUUGAUAGUUUUGAAAGCAAGGAUCAAAGCUUGACAACGGCGCCACAAUUGCCUGGACGACGUCCUGCAUUGCAACAGCGGAACUCAUUGCAUGGAACUUCUUUGCAGCCACACUUUCCUCAUGAGAUUCGUGAUGGUUUCCUUUCAUCAGCACCUGGACCUUUCCUGCCUCGCUUAUUGGCACCACCCUUGAAUCAUGGAUAUGCUCCCCCAAUGCAUGGUGGUAUGGUCCCAUCUAACCCAAUACCUGUUGCACAGCCUUCUUUAGUGAUCCCAAAUAUGCCCACUGGCUCAUUACAUUUCCGCGGGGGAGCCAUGCCAUCUCGCCCUCCUGGUCCUCCAGCGUCUCAAAUGAUGCCUGUCAAUCAAAAUGCAGGUCAACUGCUUCCUAACCAACCUCAGGGUGGUGCAUUUUCUGGUUUGAUUGGUUCUCUCAUGGCUCAAGGUUUGAUUUCAUUGGCGAAUCCAACUCCUAUACAGGAUUCUUUGGGACUUGAGUUUGAUGCAGAACUCCACAAGAUGCGACAUGAAUCUUCUAUAAGUGCUUUAUAUGCUGAUCUUCCAAGGCAGUGCACAACAUGUGGCCUUCGGUUCAAGUCCCAAGAGGAACAUAGUACUCAUAUGGAUUGGCAUGUGACAAGAAACCGGAUGUCUAAGAACCAUAAGCAGAAACCUUCCCGGAGUUGGUUUGUGAGUGCUAGCAUGUGGCUCAAUGGUGCAGACACUUUGGGAACUGGUACAGUUCCUGGGUUUUUACCCGCCGAGGACAUAGUAGAACAGAAGGAUGACGAAGAAUUGGCAGUUCCUGCUGAUGAAGAUCAGAGUACAUGUGCAUUAUGUGGUGAGCCUUUUGAUGAUUUUUAUAGCGAUGAAACAGAGGAGUGGAUGUAUAGGGGGGCUGUCUACAUGAAUGCACCCAAUGGAUCAAUUGAAGGCAUUGAUAGGCCACAGUUAGGUCCCAUAGUGCAUGCAAAAUGCAGGUCAGAAUCUAGUGUGGUUCCCCCUGAAGAUUUUGUAGGGUAUGAUGGGGGAGGUUCUGAGGACAGUAGUCGAAGAAAAAGAUUGCGGACUUAAUCUUAUUAGCUCGGCGUCUAAGCUUUUAUUUCACUUGGUUUGAGUUUCACCUUAGUGGUAUGCUCUUUCGAAGUUUUAUGUUAGUGCUGGUCGUUGCAGCAGCUUGGCUAUGUGCCAAAACCUUGUACAUGUAUAGUUGAUCUUGUACUAUGCACAUUAUCUUGCGGCAAAAGAGGUUACAGAUUCAAUCAGAGCCUUAAUUUUGUUGCACUCUCCUUGUUUCUUUUAUCGUCUUGACAGUAGUCACAGCUGGCAUCUUGAAAAUGUUGUAUGGGGAGUAUUGCUUUGUUUGUUCACCGUGCCGUUUCGAGUUUUGACCCCUGUAUGUAGUUCCCAAACUUGCUGCGGAUGAAUUCACGAUAUUUAAUGUGUCCGAGUUUUCUCUGUUCUUUUUUCCUGUCCUUGUGAUAUUCUGCAGGGUCACACGGAAAGCUUCAAUUGCUGAUGCUGUUAGGCUCUUUUGAUUGAAGCUGCGACAGACUACUGACUGAUUAAACUCCUUUUGGU
This is a messenger RNA of Hibiscus syriacus, 3701 nucleotides long. Its product is annotated as polyadenylation and cleavage factor homolog 4-like. Bases 240 to 3194 code for a protein of 984 amino acids. The record is from RefSeq and is a predicted model, not a curated record. Gene Ontology annotation, biological process: termination of RNA polymerase II transcription. Gene Ontology annotation, molecular function: RNA polymerase II complex binding; mRNA binding. The transcript is spliced from 7 exons. Gene Ontology annotation, cellular component: cytoplasm; mRNA cleavage factor complex. NCBI's taxonomy places the organism in Eukaryota, Viridiplantae, Streptophyta, Magnoliopsida, Malvales, Malvaceae.